Molecule: messenger RNA, 948 nt
Organism: Endocarpon pusillum Z07020
Lineage: Eukaryota; Fungi; Ascomycota; Eurotiomycetes; Verrucariales; Verrucariaceae
Exons: 1
Coding region: 1-948 (315 amino acids)
Cellular component (GO): membrane
Molecular function (GO): palmitoyl-(protein) hydrolase activity
Source: RefSeq, a predicted model, not a curated record
AUGGCCGCGAACUUCUUCUCAUACCUUCGUUUACCUGUGUUAGCUUCCUCGGGUCUGGCUGCGCUUGGGUCAGGGCUUCUGUACUUCAAACAGAAUGAAAUCAUCUACCCUCGAAACCUCCCAGCAGGAGCACGCACCGACGUACCCCAGCCCAAGGAUUUCCAAAUCGAGAAUUCAGAGUCCUUACAACUACAAACGCCAGAUAACGAGUCUCUACACGCAUAUUUCCUACGAGCGUCUAGUAUCGUUCUGCAACAAAACGUUACAGUCCUGAUGUUCCACGGUAACGCGGGGAAUGUCGGCCAUCGUCUGCCAAUUGGCAAGGUGUUGUCAGAAAGUCUGGGCUGUAAUGUCUUGAUGCUGGAGUAUCGGGGUUAUGGGCUGUCAACAGGCACCCCAGGCGAGAGCGGGCUGGCAAUCGAUGCGCAAACUGCACUUGACUACAUUCGAAACCAUGACGAGUUACGUGACACCAAGUUGGUCAUUUACGGACAAAGCCUAGGCGGUGCAGUGGCCAUUAGGCUGGUUGCAGAAAACCAAACCAAGGGCGAUAUAGCAGGCGUCAUUCUCGAAAACACUUUCACCAGUAUCCGUAAACUUAUACCAACGGCUUUUCCACCAGCAAAGUACAUAGCGAGAUUAUGCCAUCAGCUGUGGCCAUCAGAGGAGAUAAUGUUGGGGAUUACUGCCGACGUUCCAAUGUUAUUCUUGAGUGGUUUGAAGGACGAGAUUGUCCCUGCACAUAUGAUGAAGACUUUGCACGACAUCUGUAAGGUUGACCACAAGGUGUGGAAGACCUUCCCCAAUGGUCAACACAACGAUACUGUGGCUGAGCCUGGCUAUUUCGAUGCCAUCUGGGCUUUCCUCGUCCAAGAUGUUCUAUCGGAGAAAGUCGACAAUCACCCUCUCGAGAGUGUUGAUGUCUCCAAAGACGAGUUGUGGAGUUGA